Molecule: messenger RNA, 1302 nt
Organism: Guyanagaster necrorhizus
Lineage: Eukaryota; Fungi; Basidiomycota; Agaricomycetes; Agaricales; Physalacriaceae
Exons: 10
Coding region: 1-1302 (433 amino acids)
Source: RefSeq, a predicted model, not a curated record
AUGUUCACUGUAUCCAUAAGACGCGCGAAGGCUGAGAGGGAGAGCCGGAGAAAAGCUUUGCAAGCUCGUGCACAGAAGGGGCUAUUGUCGGCAGAGGAGAGGGCUGUGUUAGCAGCAGAAGAGGAUCAAGCUGUUCGUGAGAAGAAAGGCCCAGAUUUGCAGAGCGCUUUAACCAAAAAAGAGUCCGCAAAGACAACACAGAAUAUAUUCGGACUUACUCAACGAGGACCUAUGGUACUAAAGGCCGUGCUUGCUGCCAAUUACGUACCCAAGUUUGAUCAGACUUGCUCUGUUCUACUCCGAGACGACGCAGUACUUGCUGCGGCCAGGGCUGGAUCUCUGAUAUCUCCACUUCAAGCGUGGCUGGCUAUGACGUGCCAACUAUCAAGACGUAUGAAGAGCCCAGAGACUUUUAAUGACACAGUUAUCAUCUUUAUUUGCGGGUUCAAGGCGCAUGUUUUUUUAUUCGCAAACCAAGAAACUAGACCCGGCAACGACUCGUCGCUCUCCGCAGUAUACUGGCAGUUCGUCUCCGAUGCGUCGAGCUUGGUUGGAAUUGCAAAUACUUCCAGUGCAUAUCGACCCUUGCGGCAGUUACUGAUAAUCCAAGUCAAGUCCGUACCUAAUUCUGCCUCAAUUUUGUCGAUUAAGAUUGCGCAGCCCGACCUUAUGCGAGCUCGUGGCGGGACCCUUUACAAUACAAUUUUACCUGCUAAAUCAUCUGCAGUGGCUUUCUAUGCUAGGGAUGGCAGUCCCUACGACCUGCCCACCUACCGGUUUACGCUAUCCUUCUCAAAAGAACUCUACUGUGUAAAUCAUUACGGAUUGCACAGCCGUCGUGGCUCCGUCGUCACCGAUGCUGGCUGGACAUGUACAUUAGCCAUCUUCCGCUUUUUAUCAGUUGCGAGACGCCAUCCCCUUGAAUUUCGAAGCAUAAGAAACCCGACUGUGCUCGAUGAUUUUCUCCAUGCCUUACUCGCUCUCUCGCCGAUGAUUCAGAUUUUAUACAUCUUUUGCUUCAUUCCUAGCUAUGGCAAAGCCUUUUCCCUAGUAAAGAAUAGCGGCUUCAUUUGCUGUUCCGCAACCACCCCCAGGCUUUCCGAUGUCGACAGUCUAAGGCCGAGUGAACUGGCAACUUCCCCGAAGGUUGAAAAAUGUCGGCUGCUGGAGCUUUUCCCUGGGAGCGAAAUUCUCGAGCAGGCCUCUUACGACGAGUUCAUAUGGGGAAAAUUCGGUCUCGUUUUCUUGGAAGUUCUUUUCUUCGCACCAAGUCCUGUCGCCGUAACUCUCAAGUUACAAUAA